Molecule: messenger RNA, 1002 nt
Organism: Triticum aestivum (bread wheat)
Lineage: Eukaryota; Viridiplantae; Streptophyta; Magnoliopsida; Poales; Poaceae
Exons: 5
Coding region: 1-723 (240 amino acids)
Source: RefSeq, a predicted model, not a curated record
AUGGGGCCGUGGGCCGCUGGGCUGCGCGCCUGGGGGCUGCUGGUGGAGGCCGGCGCUCGUCUCCUCCGACACACGCGCUGCCGCCGGCUGGCCGUCCGCACGCCUCCCCGCCGACGGGCUCGCCGGCCCUUUCCCGCGCACCUUCCCUCCGACGGGCGUCGCGCCGACGCCUCCCCGCCGACUGGCGCUGGCCCCUCCCCGUCCGCCACCCCCAGCUUCGAGAGCCGGUGCCCGUCCACGGAUUCGAGCGCCGCCGCCCACACCCGGAUUGGAGGGACGGCGGCCUUCCUCUCGACUGCCUCCACCGUGACUCCAGGUACCCACCUCCACUUCGCCGCCGUUCACCAACACGGGCACCACCGCCUCCCCCGUGCUUCCUCCCGACUGCUUAUCCCUGCGCGGUCGGGAACCAGCCCCCAUGCACUGCUUCAGCGUAGUCCCCGUCCAGGCCUAGGUCGAGUGCGGAGUGCCGCUCCAGUUCAUACUUCGGCGCUGCGGCAUGCGGUAGGGAUGCAGAAGGAACACCUCGCCUUUGGUGGGCAAGCACACCACGAGGUCCUUGUUGGGAUGAGAGGGAUGACUAGAAUGCUCAGAGAAACAUCUUUACUUGACCCAGAUCUUUCAUUGCUUGUCUUCAGUCACCUAAAUAAGUUCAAGAAAAAUCUAAUAAAAAUAUGUUUUAUGCAUUGCUUCUUGGCCCAGCUGAGAGAACCCUCAUGUUAAAAAGUAGGAAGCAGUUUUGAAGCAAUUCCCAGUGUCUUUAGAAGCAUUCAUGGUUAAAAAGCAACGACGACAACCUCCUCCGUUCGAGCUGAGCACUGGUCAUAGUCCAAGUUGAGCAGUAGGUGCCGUCCAAGUUCAAAGAGGGUUGUAUGCAAGUACAGAAGUUUGUUUGAGUGAGAAAAAAUGCGGGGUUUUGACAAUAUUCUGUAUGGUUCAUUUGUUCAUCCUUAGAACUUGGCAAAAUUCAGUCUAUUUUUCUAUGAUGGAGGCACACAUGAA